Miscanthus lutarioriparius is the source of this 1221-nucleotide messenger RNA. The record is from the annotation of a GenBank genome assembly. Lineage: Eukaryota; Viridiplantae; Streptophyta; Magnoliopsida; Poales; Poaceae.
AUGGCGUCUCCGCCGAGACCCCGCGGCCGUUCACCGGUUGGCAAGGGUGACGGCAAGAAGAAGACCGACGACUCCGGCAUCUCCGGCGCCAAGACCCCGGAGCGCACUCCUUCACCGGCCAGAUCUCCGCCUCGUCGAUCCCGCACGCGCGACGCACGCCGCUCGCGCACCCGCGACGCACGCCGUCCGCGGGAGGUCGUCGUCGAGCGCAUCAUCCGGGAAGGAAGCUCCGGCAACUGGCCGCAGCUCACCAAGACUAAUUACCAUGAAUGGGCGCUUCGCAUGCAACUGAAGAUGGAAGCGCGCCACCUGUGGGACGCCGUCGUUGACGACGACGCGGAGUACGGCGACGACCGCAACGCCCUCGACGCGAUCUGCAGCGGCGUUCCACCGGAGAUGGUCCCCGUCCUGGUGGCCAAGAACACGGCCAAGGAGGCCUGGGAGGCCAUCAAGACCUUCCGCAUCGGCGACGAUCGUGUGCGGAAAGCAACGGCGCAGAACCUCCGCGCCGAGUACGAGUCCAUCGCCCUCCGCGACGGUGAGCCCAUCGAGGACUUCGCCUUGCGCAUGACUGGCAUCGUGCAGCGCCUGGCGACGUUGGGCGAUCCGGAGCCCGACGAGAAGGUGGUGGCCAAGUAUCUGCGCGUCGUCCGCCCACGCUACAAGCAGUUGGUAAUCUCGAUUGAGACCCUUCUUGACAUUUCACAACUGUCCAUAGAGGAGGUCACAGGGAGAUUGAAGGCCGCCGACGACGUCGAGCCCGCUCCGCCGCAAACUGUGAGUGGAAAAUUGCUCCUCACUGAAGAGCAAUGGGUUGAGAAGUACAAGAGGAAGGACCAGGAGUCCCGCCGGGGCGGUUUCAGCUCCGGCAGUCGUGGCAAAUUCCGCGGCAGAGGCCGCGGCCGCGGCUCCAGCGGGUCAGGGAGCUCCGGCGGUUCCAGCUCUUCGCGCCCGCCGCCGGACGACCCCUGUCCGCGCUGUGGCAAAAAGGGCCACUGGGCCCGCGACUGCCGCAGCAAGAAGAAGGAGGAGCCGGCCCAACAGGCCCAUGUGGCCCAAGAAGAAGAGGCCACCCUGAUGCUUGCCAUCGGUGAGCGGGAACCAGAGCACGUCCAUGGUGGUGGCAACAGUCGAGCGCUCGGGCGCGGCCACGUGGCGGUGGAGAUAAGGGGGAGAGAGGGAGCGCGCAGUUUCGGGAGACUUCGGUGGGGUCCGAGGUGA